Messenger RNA from Amborella trichopoda, 7573 nucleotides. RefSeq names its product thyroid adenoma-associated-like protein. Lineage: Eukaryota; Viridiplantae; Streptophyta; Magnoliopsida; Amborellales; Amborellaceae. Gene Ontology annotation, biological process: tRNA methylation. The record is from RefSeq and is a predicted model, not a curated record. Gene Ontology annotation, cellular component: cytosol.
UCACAUGGAAAAGUUCCUCCCAAAGGGCCUCUGACUGAGGGAGUAGACCGCAAUCUGCUCCUGCGAUAGCAUGGGUAUGCAUUUCAACUGAUCACCUUUAUUCAUCUGGUUCACUGGUGUCUGUGUAUACUUUUCGCGGAGAUCCUGUCCAUAACAAUGAAACCCUACGUCCCCCUUUCUUAGUGUUUAUUCAAGCUCCCUAUCAGAACUUUUACGCGGUAAGGGAAGACUGGUUUUGAAUCUAAUUUCAAUGCCCAAAACUUUGUAAACCCUAAUUUUCAGAAUGCAAACAACAUCAGUGUGAGUCAGCCUUGGAGAAAGCCCAAAAAUGUCCGCUAAAUGGAGAGCUCUGCAACAUCGGCACAAGUGGACUUAUGGUUCAGUUGUUUUUUUCCAAGCUUACAUGGAGAACUUGCAAAGCCUAGCUCCAGAGCUGUCAGGCUUGAGUUUCUUUGUGAAAUUAAAGGAGUUCUCCACCAUGAAUUCGGUUUACUCACAGGUAAAUAGCAUCACGAAGCUAGCUUUAUCUUUUGGAGAGUUAGUUUCUAAUGGUCGUGACGCUGUUUCCUCUGCUAUUCCUUUCUAUCUUGAAAUCCUUUUCCUCGAAAACUCUCUGCCUUUGCACCGAGCUCUUAUAUCUGUGUUAACAAAGGGCCACUCUGUAGAAGCUCAUAGCGAGUUAAUUGGAAGUUGUUUUCGUUUGUUAUGUGAGGACUAUGCUUUCAAUGGUGCGAAAGCGAGGAGAUUUGCGUCAGCUCGUGUUGCCCUAUCAAUCAUCAGUGCUCCAAAAUUGGGGUUUUUGAAGGAGACUGUUGAGAAUUCUUCAGUUCUUAUAGCCAUGGAUAUAUGCUUUGGGUUACACUCUACACUAAUGGAGAUUCAUGAUGGAGCCCGACCCUCUCCAAUCACAAUGGAACGAUGCCAAGAAGCCAUGUCUUGCUUGUAUUACUUGCUUCAGAGAUACCCCACAAAAUUUUCGGCCUCUGAUAUUGAAUUCGGGGGUCAAAAUGAUUACAAGAAAUACAUAGGUGCAAAUUGGGGUGUUUUUAAAGACAUGGGUGUGCUUGGAAUUGUUGUUAAAUCCAUUGUAGAUGUUCUCAAGUCAUCUGCUUUUUCGAGGGAUUGCUUAGUGGCUGCCGGGGUAAGCUUUUGUGCUGCUCUCCAAGUGUCUUUUGAGCAUCAUGAACUUGCCAUGUGUAUACUGUAUGGAGUUUUUCUUCAGAAAGGUUUAAAAUUCACCAUGGGUAAUGAUAUCAAGGAACAAUAUAUGCACAAGUUCAAUCAUUUAGUACUAGAUGAUUCUGAUUAUUGCAGAAAGUUUUAUAACGGGGAUUUGAAUUCAGAGGUCAAAAGCUUUUCUACUUUGAGUAGAAUAUGCUUAUUAAGAGGGAUUCUUACAGCUAUUCCCAGAGAGGUACUCAAUAUGCCUUUUACUGUAUCGAGUGAGAGUGCAGAGUCCAGUAAUUUAGUAUCUAUUGAGGCAUGUAAUGGAUAUAAUGUGAGUCAUAUUUCCAGUUCAAUUUGGACAAUACUUUUUGAUGGGAUUUUACCAGAGCUUUGUGACUGUUGUGAAAAUCCUUUAGAUAGCCAUUUUAAUUUUCACUCACUGACAGUCACCCAGAUAGCACUACAACAGAUAAAAGCAUCUCUCCUGGCAAACAUUGUUUGCCUCAGAAAAGAAAAUUACAUUCCCUUUUCUGAGGCAUUGGCUAACCGAAUAAUGAAGAUCAUAUGGAAUAACUUGGAAGAUCCUCUCAACCAAACUGUCAAACAAGUUCAUCUUAUAUUUGAUAUUUUGUUGGAUAUUCAAUCAUUGGUUCCAGAGCAUAAGAAUAAAGGUGAUGGGGGAUCUCAGUUGGCACAACAAGAGAAUGGGAAGAAGAAGUCUUAUUUGUUAAGCAUUGCUUCUGAGCUUUUGCGUCUGGGGGGUCGGUGCAAGGGCAGGUAUAUCCCUUUGGCUUCUCUUGCUAAGCGUUUGGGUGCAAAGACUCUUUUGGGAAUGAGAGAGAGACUUCUCUUCGAGACUGUUCAGGCAUACUCUGAUGAUGACGUGUGUUGCUCUGCCACUUCAUUCCUAAAAUGUUUUCUUGAGUGCUUGAGAGAUGAGUGCUGGAACAGUGAUGGUGUCGAGAAAGGAUAUUCUUCUUUUAGGCGGCUCUGUUUGCCUCCUAUUAUGUCAGGUCUCAUUUCUGGGCACUCCAAGCUUCGCUCUAAUUUGAACACUUACGCGCUUUCAGUGGUUCUUGCAGUAGAUGUUGAUGGUAUAUUUGAUAUGCUUACUGUUAUUACGGGUAAUCAAUGUGACGAAGAGAGCGUACCUGAUUCAGCAUUUGGUGAUAUUCAAAUGUCAUUAACUGUGGAUCAACGUGUGGCUUCAUUGGUGUCCUUGCUCAAGGUAUCGCGUUCACUUGCUUUGGUAGAAGGUGACAUUGAUUGGCUAGAGAAGACUGAACAGUACUGUCUAAACUCAAAUUGUUUAGCCAUUGUUUAUUUAAAGGGUGUUGUUGUAAAAAUACCCGUGGAAUGGCUAAAACUGGCGCUUACCCAUGUUGACGAUAGUCUAAGAAUAGAUGCUGCUGAGCUCUUGUUCCUAAACCCUAAAACUUCUAGCUUACCUUCCAGUUUGGAACUCAGUUUGUUGAGAAAAGCGAUCCCCUUGAACAUGCGUUGUUGCUCGACUGCUUUCCAGAUGAAGUGGAGAAGUCUGUUUAGGAAGUUCUUUUCUCGGGUCCGAACUGCAUUGGAUAGACAAGUAAAACAAGGUUCACAAGAAUCAAUGUUUCAGGGGCCUUUGAAUUCUUGCUUCAGUUCUUUUGAUGAUGAUACUAAGAGGGGUUUAGAACUCUUCCAUUUUAUGAAGUGGUUGAGCUGUUUCCUUUUCUUCUCUUGUUAUCCUUCUGCUCCCUAUGAAAGGAAGACGAUAUCCAUGGAACUCAUCUUGACCAUGAUCAGUGUUUGGCCAAUAAAUCCAACCAUGUUCUUAGAUGAAGGACAAAGUGGUAGCUCCGUCCCUCCAUAUGAUGAAGUAAUAACUUCACCAUAUGUUACUUUAUUGCUAUUGGGGUGUAUAGUAGAUAGUUGGGAUAAAUUGAGAGAGAGUUCUUUCCGUAUACUUCUGAAUUACCCCACCCCGCUUCCUGGAUUAUCAAAUGGAGAUGCAGUAAAGGAAAUAAUUGUGUGGGCAAAGGGUCUAGUAUGCAGCCCAAGGGUUAGAGAAAGCGAUGCUGGAGCUCUAAUUCUUCGACUUCUUUUUCGAAAAUAUGUUUUGGAGCAUGGUUGGAUCAUCAGACUUUCUUCAAAUGUUGUCUAUGAACAUCCUCAGCUGGGAGGGGUUCAAGUUCAGAUGAGUGAAAAUCUCCAAACUCAUAGAUUUAGAAGCCCAGUGUCUGACUAUGUGCUAUCACUGGUUGAAUGGUUGCGAGCUGCAGCUGAGAAGGGAGAGAAAGACCUAAAAGAGGCUUGUGAGAAGAGCUUUGUUCAUGGAAUAUUGCUAACUUUGAGGUACACAUUUGAGGAACUGGACUGGAACUCUGAAGUGGUCAUGGAAAGCAGGCUUCAAUUGAAAGGUGCCUUAGAGAAACUCCUUGAAGUGGUCAUGCGCAUUACUUCUUUGGCAUUGUGGGUGGUUUCUGCAGAUGCCUGGUUUAUGCCUGAGGAGUCAGGUGAUAUAGUUGAAGAUGGUGGUUUUCUUCCUGAUGUAACGGUUGAGAUUGACAUUUCUGAGAAUGACUUGAAGGCCCUGGACAAUGUAAUACCGGAAGAACAGCCUGUGGAACAAGUUGUCAUGGUUGGUUGCUGGCUUGCUAUGAAAGAGGUUAGCCUUCUGCUGGGAACCAUUACUCGAAAAAUUCCCUUGCCAACUGAUGUUUCAUCUUCCUCUUCCUCUUCUGAUUUAUGUAAUGCUGGUUCUGCCAAUGGAUCAGAAGAGGAUCUUUGCAUGCAACAGCAAGCAAUUGUGUUCGAUGGAAUGCUCGAGUUAAAACAACUGGAAGCCAUAGGGGACCACUUCUUGCAAGUUCUCUUGAAAAUGAAGCACAAUGGUGCCAUUGAUAAGACCAGGGCUGGCUUUACAGCUCUCUGCAAUCGCCUACUUUGUUCAAAUGAUUCAAGACUUUGUAGAAUGACAGAGUCUUGGAUGGAAAAACUUAUGGAAAGAAUUGUAGCUAAGGGACAAACUGUGGAUGAUCUGUUAAGGAGGAGCGCAGGAAUUCCUUCUGCAUUUAUUGCCCUUUUCCUUUCUGAGCCAGAAGGAACACCAAAAAAGCUUCUACCACGUGCCCUAAGGUGGCUAAUUGAUGUUGCUAAAUCAUCACUGCUCAUCUUAAGUGCCCCUUCUGGCACUCAUAAUUAUAAGUGUGGUGACAUAUCAUCUAGUGAGGACACUACGAUGAAAAACAAGCCACUAUCCUCAUCUCUCUUAACAUCAGAUACCCCCAUAUCGAGUGGGGUCUCAAAGGUCAGAGAUGAAGGCGUGAUUCCUACUGUGCACGCGUUCAAUGCCCUGAGGGCUGCUUUCAAUGACACAAAUUUAGCUACCGACACAUCUGGUUUUUGUGCUGAGGCUCUGAUAAUUUCAAUACGCUCAUUCUCUUCACCUUAUUGGGAAAUACGGAAUAGUGCAUGUCUUGCAUACACUGCCUUAGUUCGCCGCAUGAUAGGGUUUCUUAAUGUACACAAGCGUGAAUCAGCAAGGCGUGCAUUGACAGGGCUCGAGUUCUUUCAUAGGUAUCCAUCAUUGCAUCCUUUCCUGUAUGAGGAGCUGAAGGUUGCGACUGAGAUGCUUGGUGAUGGCAACUCGCAAAAGUCAGAAUCCAGUAUUGCAAAAAUAGUGCACCCAAGCUUGUGCCCCAUUCUAAUUCUCUUGUCAAGGCUCAAGCCUUCUACAAUCAGUUCUGAGUCUGCACAUUCCUUGGACCCGUUCUUAUUUUUGCCAUUUGUCAGACUAUGUGCAACACAAAGUAGUCUAAAAGUCCGCCUUCUUGCAUCAAAAGCCCUAACAGGCUUGGUAUCUAAUGAGAAACUGCACGCUACCUUACAGAGUAUAGCAUAUGAAUUACCAUGCAUGGAUGUUCUCGGUUCGACUUCUACUGGUUCAGAUGGCAACAUAAAUAAUGGGGCAUUGGAAGGAAAACCCAGGUUUUGUUCUUUCAAUUCUAUUCAUGGGAUGCUAUUGCAGUUGAGUUCUCUUGUUAACAUAAACUGCCGUAAUUUGGCCGAUAUCUCUAAGAAAGAACAAAUUAUUAGCCAAAUGAUGCCGGUGCUUAUGACCUGCUCGUGGAUUGGGAGCACCAAGCUUUGCCCUUGCCCCACUUUGAAUGGAUCAUAUUUACAGGUAUUGGACCACUUGCUUAGUGUUGCAAAAGAUUCCUCGACGAGCAAAUAUGUCCUGGUGAUCCAAAGCUUGCUUUUGGAGUUGACUUCUGAGUGCUUAGAGCUUGGUGCUCCUGUUGCAUCUGAUUUAUUUGAUCCCACGAAAGUGGAGCUUCGCCGUAUUUCAACUCUAAUUUAUUUCAGCUGUAUGAUUGGAGGGGAUCUUGAUAUGUACAAAGAUGGCUCUCACUCCCAAGCCAAUAGUGAGGUGGCAUCUUCUAAUUCAUCAAGGCUUCCUGAAAUAGAGAGUUCUGUUAAGCUCGAUGAUAAAAUAAUAAGUUGCAUAAGAGAUGCUUGCUAUGAAGUUCGACUUGCAACAUUAAAGGUUAUUCAUAAAUUUGUAAAUUUGAUUGAGUCUGAUGGGCCUGGCUUCACAAUGGGAGGUCAUUACUUUGAUUGCAUGUAUGGGUGGGCUAGAUUCAAUUUGCAACCCAUCCUGAUGAGGCUCUUAGACAUGGAGGACAACCCAAAAUGCAUUUAUUAUGUUCUGAGAAUUCUCUUCUCUUGGAACUCAAUUCAAUCCCAAAACCGUGAGGAUCUGCUCUUCAAAGAAAGAAUGGAUGUUAGCAAAAUGGAUCGUGAUUCUGUAUUGCGUUUUUGGGAAAAACUUAUUUCCUUGAGGAAGGAUGUAAGGCAUAGUAAGACCAAGGAAACACUUCUAUGCUGCAUGGGAAUAUGUGUAAAGCAGCUCACAAAAUUUUUCAGGAGAAAUGAGCAAAUGGCAGCUUUUACCAAGGAAUACUCUCUAGAAAGAUUGCAUGACAUUUAUAGCUGCAUAUACUCUUUUGUGCUCGAAAUCAGGCAUUGCGCUUCAUCAUCUGAACCAGUUACUAUGCGGAAGGCAGCUGCAGAAGCCAUGGUCGCAUCUGGUUUAUUGGAAGAGGCAACAUUUGUUGGUACAUUGGUGUCUAAUGAGCGAGUCUUCUGUUUCGAUGAAGAGGAAAGGAGAGGUUCAAUUUCUUGUAACUGGUUGGAAACCAUAAAUAGGUAUGCCAUCGACAUAUUAGAUCUGUGGUUCACUUGCAUCAAGUUAUUAGAGGAUGAGGAUGUUGGCCUAAGGUGCAAACUUUCUAUAGCCAUGCAAAGGUGUAUAAAUACCAUGGGAUUCACUAAAAUCUAUGAAAACGGUGAUGUUCCAGUUCAAGUAGAAAGAGUUCUGGAGUCUACAUUUGAGUGCCAGUCUUCAGUCUUUGGCAACUGGUUGGGUUAUCUCAAUUAUCUUUCUGGGCAAGUAUUCAAUGCAGGUAAUUAUGUGACAAAUAAAUGGGAUUUGAUCCGUAGAGUCUUUGAUAAGGAGAUUGAUAACCACCAUGAGGAAAGACUUUUAGUUUGUCAGAUUAGUUGUUUCCAUAUACAGAAGCUUCUAUCUAGGAAAAAUAUUCAUGAGAUAUGGGGGAAGGAUAUCAAGAGCAUGGUGGAGAAGUGGAGAAUGAAAUAUCUGGGACAGAUAUUAUCAUUUUCUGAGAACUAUAUUAAUUCAGAUGAUAGCAUUGUUUGGAUUGCUGGUAUAGCAAACCAUCAAGAUGCAUUCAUAUCAUUGUAUGCUAAUUUAUUAGGCCUUUAUGCCUUCUCCCAUUGUCCUGGUGAUGAGAACCACCCACCAUUUGAAAUUGUUUCUGGUGUGCCUCUGUAUCCUGGUCUUGUUGGACUUGGAGGAAUCAUGACACCACUACUGAGGAACCCACUGAUUUCAAACCUGUAUUUCUUAGUUCUUAAGGUGUAUGAGAAAUUGUCUGGUGUUAAGUUGUGCUCUUCAGAACAAAAUAAAAACAGGGACCUUUCUUGUUGUCAAGGUUUCGACCCAUAUUUCUUGCUGAGAUGAGGAUAGGCUCUAAUGCCCACAUUAUUAGUUUCAUGUUGGUUUUGUAACUGCGGAAUUGUACAUAGUCCAGAUGAGGCAAUUCUUGGAUUCUCUAUUGAUUCUGGAAGCCGGUGAUUUGAACCAGUGCAGAAAGGUCAGUUCCAGAUACCUUUUCUUUGUUUAAAAUUUCAGUCAGAUGUACCUUUAGUAAUUUUGGAUGCCUGAGCAAAAUCUGAUGCAUUAGUUAAUAUUAAACUGGAUAGUGUUUUGAUGUAUAACAUGAAGUUUUAUGGUUUAGUAAGAAUACUUGGAGCAUUUAGGCCAUCCAUGUAUCUAUUCAUUGUGUUCUUGAAAGUAGAAAUAUUGAUUUUAAAUAUUGGCCGUUGACAGAUUUUGUGUUUC